Messenger RNA from Amphibalanus amphitrite, 2505 nucleotides. RefSeq names its product TBC1 domain family member 19-like. The transcript has a single exon. NCBI's taxonomy places the organism in Eukaryota, Metazoa, Arthropoda, Thecostraca, Balanomorpha, Balanidae. The coding region runs from base 211 to 1776 and encodes 521 amino acids. The record is from RefSeq and is a predicted model, not a curated record.
CACGAAAACUACCCUCCGCUUUGACCAACGACAGGCAUCGCAUCAUAAGGCACCCCACGUCGCGAACCGAACCUGACGGACUAACAUCGAUCAAACAAGCAGCUAAACCGGGUGACGCGUGGUGUGGGAACGCUACGACUAGAGAGGCGAGAGUGAUACAUUCCGUGUAUUUCAUUCGUGGAGCUGUCCGAGCUGAAUCUCCCGGCCGCUAUGAACCGAGACGUGGCGCGGCUGAUGGAGCACAUGCGGAAGGAGGACGGCUACGCCUCUGUCAUGCAGAGUCUGGAGCGGUUGGUGGCCUCGCACCCGGAGCUGUGCGACGCUGACGACUAUCGCGAGCAGCUUUUGGCGCUGGUGCGCUCGUCGCGCUGCCAGCGCCGGCUGCAGAACCUGGUUCAGCAGACGGUGCUCAGCCGGCCGGACCUGCUGUAUCCGCCCGGUUACCCGCUCGAGGCCAUUCAGGAGCCCCUCGACUACAUGCGGCGGGCCCAGCGCGCCUGGGAGCGCCGCCUCUACAAGUCGCUCAACGCCAUGAGCGCUGAGCUCGGUGUACCUCUGGCGCGUCUCCGGCCGCCGGCUCAGCAGCAGAAGAUGGUCGAGCGGCCGGAGGAGGCGUCUCAGGACGAGCCAGUCGAGUUGGAGCGAUUCCGACCCGUCUACGCACCCAAAGACUUCCUGGAGGUGCUGACACGAGUGGAGAACCCCAACUACGCGGCCUCGAGCAGCGACUUCCUGUACGGAAUGGUGCGUCUGCCGCUAUCCGUGCCCGACCUGGCCGAGCUUCGGCAGCAGUUCGAGGAGCUGGGCAGCUCACGGCUGCAGCACCUCAGCAUGUCUGCCGACCUGCCGGCCGCUGGUAAACCGCACCUCAGCGUCGCCCAGUACCGGGAGAUGCUCGGCGCCCGACUCCUAGAGCUGGACGACGCGCCGGCCGCGCGUGAGUUCGCCAAACUGGGCGUGCCGCAGAGCCAGCGUGGCGAGCUCUGGUGUCAGAUGCUGGGAGUACGGCCGGACGCGAGGCACACGGCACAGCUGGAGGAGCUGGAUCGGGCUGUGCUGCAGCACCAGCUGCUCGCCGACCGGCUCGUGGCACGUGACGUUCAGCUGACCGCCGGCAACGACGACCAGUACUUUGUGUUUUCGGAGCUGCUGCGCGCGACUCUACUGCGCUUUCUUCGUCACACAGCACCGCUGAAAGCACUGACACCGCUCCCAGGCCGGCCGGCGCGUGCGACCGCCGCCGGAUCGCCUGACACCCCUCUAGCGUACCCGCCGUGCGGUGUGGUGCCCUUCCACGGCUUCUCCAUGUAUCUAGCACCGCUCUGUUUCGUUCUCAGUGACCCGACGCGGCUGCUGAUGGCAUUCGAGCGGCUGUACUCGCGGUACUUUGUACUCCUCCACACGCUCUCCAGCCGUCCGGACGGCAUCGUCAGUCUCAGCCUACUGCUGGAGCGGCUGCUGCGCGAGCACGAGCUGACGCUGUGGCUGCACUGCCGACGGUGUCGCGUCCAGCCGCUGCGGCUCGUCUUCCGGUGGCUGGUGCGCGCCUUCUCGGGCUACCUGCGCGUCAGCCAGCUGCUGCCGCUGUGGGAGCUGGUGCUGGCCUACGACUCGCUGCGUCCGCUGGCGCUGCUGGCCGCCGCCGUGCUGGCCUACCGGCGCGCCAGCCUGCUGGCCGCCACCAGCCAGCAGACCAUGGAAGCCGUGCUGGCCGACCUCUCCUCCAUCCGCGUGCUGCCGCUGCUGCGCGCCGUGCUGGGACGAUGGACCGCCUGACCUGGGCUGGGGCGUCGGCGUCUGACCCGCUACAGGUCGGUCCGUCACCCCGGGCAGAGGAGCGCCGCAGGUCUGUGUCGUCCCAGACUGAGCUAGACAGACGUCUAGCCCGUUGCGCCUUCACGGAAGCAUGACAGACGUCGGUCGUUAUAUGAGCAUAAUCUUUCUGCGACACUGUAAGUGUAGAAGCAUGUAAUUCAAUUAACUUUUUCAUUACAGGAAUCCGCGAUCUAGGUUAAGUCAAACACCUAUUUGCCUUUUGUUUUAUUACAGAAGCGGACACGUCGAAUCAACCCAGGACAAAGUGCCAUUGGUCCAACCUGCAUCAAGUAUUGUACUAUCAACACCAAUACAUGACAAUGUAAAGCUCGAUGUAUCGGUGGUAUCACCCGGUACUUGAUGCGUCCAGAAAAUUACCCGUGUAGGAUAAUUGGUCGCAAAUAAAGGUUUCAUAAGACAAGCAAUUCGUAUUACGAUCAACAAGGCUUCUAUGAUUCUGAAAGAGUUAGAACAAAAUACGCAAUAUCACACCUAGCACAAUACCGAUCCCAGCAAUUAUCUUCCCAGAGAUGAAAAAGCACAGCAAUGUCCGUUCCACAGCCAACAGCGGAGUAAUGCUCUUUCCACAGCGUCAAUAGGUCUCUUCCACAGCCCAUUUCCUAUCACAUUACACGCGUCCAGUAACUCAAGAAAAUGAAUCACAAAUAAGACUCUCAUCUCCAGAUAAAA